AUGCGCUCAUUAAUACAUACAUCCAGUCGUCUGAUUAUCUCUCAACCUAAAAGAAACCGCCUUCUUCACAUCACAUAUUUUCGUGCGCGCUUGCUAUCGACAUCGUCCAGUUGGACACACGAGUCUUUCGAACUACCGAUUGGAAACAAUGGAAGCAUAUCAAUAAGUGUGACGCGACCUGAGGCCUCAAGUUCGCCCACGCAAAGCAAUUCGCGCUCUCAAGGGCCGAAUGUCAUCCUGUACCUCCCGCCAGGCCCCUUGUUCCAGGGACACGCAGAUCGCGCCCGGGAAGAUGUCAAAUCGCAUGAUUCAACGCUAAAAAAUCGAGAAUGGGUCAUCGACCCUGGACCCGCUACUGGGUUAAUACCACAGCAGACUCUGGCCUCUACCACAUCCGCUACAGUCGUAACAGUCAACUACCGACUCGGCGCGGUGUCGCCGCCGACAUCAAAUGAAGAGACAAUCCAAAAUUCGGGUCAAACGCCACCCCUACCAUCAUCAUCGUCACCGAGUCAUUCCACUUCUCAGUCUCAGAGCAUAUUCUACAAAUACCCAACCCCAAUCCACGACACCCUCGCCGCAUUCGACUGGAUCCAAACUCAUCUCCAACCGGCACAGCUCGGCAUCUUCGGCUCACACAUCGGGGGAUCACUAGCUCUCAUGCUAGCCCUAACAGAAGCCCAGUCUGUGAAAGCCGUCGCAUCGAUAAUGCCCGUCUGCGACUGGCCUGGUUUAGAUGAGUACUGCACAACCGAGCAGCUCAGUGCCAGCGCUAGCGGUGACACGACUGACCAAGCGUCGCAAGGGAAACCGACCAAAAGAGCAUCUAAGAAGAAAACACCCUGCGCCACCGCACCUGCAGAUCUAGUUCCACUACUUGCUGCACGCGAAGCAUUAUUCGCUUCCCCGGAGCGCUGCUUCGACGCGUUCGCUUCACCGAUAUUAUUCCUCCGCUCUGCGGGUCGCGAUGUACCCCGGUCAUUCCCGGAGUACAUGAUCGGACCCGAAUAUCCCAUCCCAGUCCUGAAGACCCCACAGCACAACACACUAGACGCCUCACUAUCAAACCCAGAAUUCGACCCCCUCGCUGCAGAAGAAGAUGAACUCAGCGAAGCGGGCCACCCGACUAUUCGACGCCGCAAAGCGUUGUCCCGCUGGCCACCCUACGGACUGGACUACGGAGCCGGAGGCCGGGGGUGGGGUGGUAAUGGGGUGCGGAGGUUACAAGUGACUCUGCCUUGGGUGAGGGUUUAUGUUGAGGGGAAAGAGGGAAACGAGAAUGGGAGUGUUUUGGCGGAGCAGGGGGAGGAGAUGGUUUCCGUUAUGCGGCGGGCUUGCUUUUUUGGGAGGGAGAAGGGGUUUGGCGAGAGGAGGGUUAGUCUUGAGAGGGAUAUUGGGGGAGUGGGAGCGGAGGUGGGUGGUUGGUUUGAGGGGAUUUUUGACGGGAGGAUACGUGAUGAGUGA
Messenger RNA from Penicillium cataractarum, 1464 nucleotides. RefSeq lists its product as uncharacterized. NCBI's taxonomy places the organism in Eukaryota, Fungi, Ascomycota, Eurotiomycetes, Eurotiales, Aspergillaceae. The record is from RefSeq and is a predicted model, not a curated record. Bases 1 to 1464 code for a protein of 487 amino acids. The transcript is spliced from 2 exons. Gene Ontology annotation, molecular function: hydrolase activity.